This is a messenger RNA of Cyclocybe aegerita, 1071 nucleotides long. The record is from the annotation of a GenBank genome assembly. Lineage: Eukaryota; Fungi; Basidiomycota; Agaricomycetes; Agaricales; Hemipholiotaceae.
AUGGCCUUUGCUCACUUCUCAACUAUCGUUCUUGUCACUCUUGGCGCAUACCAAAUCGUUAACGCUGCUUUGACGAAGCGUGUUACUUGUGCCUCCGGCCACAUUACUGCCAAUGCUGCAUGCUGCGCACUCUUCCCUAUCGUUGACUUACUCCAAGAACAACUCUUCGACGGUGCCGAGUGUGGCGAGCAGGCCCACUCUGCCCUCCGUCUCGCCUUUCACGACGCCAUUGGUUUAUCCGUCCACGGCGGAAAUGGAGGAGGAGCCGAUGGUUCUAUCCUCGCCUUCAAUAGCACUGAGCUGCAGUAUCAUGCUAACGGUGGCAUCGACGACAUCAUUGCGGACCAAUUCCCAGUCUUCCUUCAAACAAACCUAAGCGCCGGCGACUUCGUUCACCUCGCUGCCGCCGUCGGCACCGCCAACUGCCCAGGCUCGCCUCGCCUUGAGUUCAAGUUCGGCCGUCCUCCUCCCAAGGCUCCUGCCCCCGAUCUUACCGUUCCUGAGUCGACGGACACCGUCACUACUAUCCUUGCUCGCUUUGCGGACGCUGGGUUCUCUCCGCGUGAAACAGUUGCUCUACUCUCCUCGCACUCAGUUGCUGCUGCGGACGUCGUCGAUGUCACUAUCCCAGGAACACCUUUUGACUCGACGCCCGACACCUUCGAUACCCAGGUCUUCCUCGAGGUCCUGCUCAAAGGCAAGCUCUUCCCAGGUAACGGCUCACAGCCCGGCGAGGUGCUGUCUCCGCUCGCGGGUGAGAUGCGCCUCCAGUCCGACUUUGCCAUCUCUCAGGACCCCCGCACUGCGUGCAUCUGGCAGGCCAUGGUCGACAACCAGCUCCUCAUGCAAAUCGCGUUCAAGGCCGCCAUGGCCAAGCUCAAAACUCUUGGCCAGCCUUCCAACCUCAUCGACUGCUCCGACGUCAUCCCCGUGCCAGCACCGUUCAAGACAGCUAUAAAGUACCCCGCCUCGUUCUCAAAGGAGGACGUGCAGAUCGCUUGUCAUCUACUUCCCUUCCCCAGCAUUGCCACUGUAGCUGGCCCAGCGCCGACUGUCCCGCCUGUUCCUUGA